AUGAAUCACCCGGGCAACGACUCCUCCACCACUUUCCUAGACCCGAAAACCGCCUCUAAAUAUUUGUCGGAAUAUGAGACGCCCGACGGAUUAUCGGCUGAGGAAAUUAUGAACUUGCGUGCUAACGGCGGUUUGACCUAUAAUGACUUUCUCAUUUUGCCAGGACACAUCGAUUUUCCACCUUCUGAAGUAUGCCUGGAGUCCAGGAUCACAAGAAACAUUGUGUUGAAGACUCCCUUCAUGAGUUCACCUAUGGACACUGUGACCGAGACUGAUAUGGCUAUAAACAUGGCCUUGCUGGGGGGUGUGGGAGUGAUUCACCACAAUUGCUCUUCCGACGAACAAGCCGAGAUGGUACGGAAGGUGAAAAAAUUUGAGAAUGGGUUCAUUCCCGAUCCCUUAUGCUUAACUCCCAACCAUACCGUGGCUGAUGUGCACAAGAUUAAAGCCAAAUUUGGCUAUAGCGGCAUACCAAUCACAGCAAAUGGGAGGUUGUAUAGUAUGCUUCUGGGUAUCGUCACCGCUCGCGACAUUCAAUUCCACGAAGAUCAUACCACGUUGCUCAAAGAUGUCAUGACGACCGACUUGGUUGUUGCACAUGAAGGCGUCACACUUGAAGAGGCCAAUCAAAUACUUCGAUCUAGCAAGCGUGGGAAAUUGCCGAUCGUUAAUUCUCGUGGUGAACUGGUUUCGUUAUUGUCCAGGUCUGACUUAUUAAAGAAUCUUAAUUUUCCAUUGGCAUCCAAGUCUCUUCAUUCAAAUCAAUUGCUCUGUGCCGCGGCCGUCGGGACUCACCCUGAUGACCGAGUCAGACUUCAAAAAUUGGUUGAUGCUGGGUUGGACAUAGUGGUGUUGGAUUCUAGUCAAGGAGAUUCAAUUUAUCAAAUUGAGAUGAUAAAGCAUAUUAAAAAAACCUAUGGUGACACGCUUGAAAUCAUUGCUGGAAACAUUGUCACAAGGGAGCAAGCCGCUUCGUUAAUCGAAGCAGGCGCCGAUGCACUGCGCGUUGGCAUGGGAAGCGGGAGCAUAUGUAUCACCCAAGAAGGUCGCCCUCAGGGCACCGCCGUAUAUAAGAUUUCCGAAUUCGCGCAAAAGUUCGGCAUCCCCGUCAUCGCCGACGGUGGGAUCCAAAAUGUUGGCCACAUCACGAAAGCGUUGGCACUUGGCGCGUCCGCUGUGAUGAUGGGCGGACUGUUGGCUGGCACCGCCGAGUCUCCCGGUGAUUAUUUCUAUCACGAUGGCCAAAGGUUAAAAAAGUAUCGUGGGAUGGGCUCGAUAGAUGCCAUGGAGCGUAAUUGCAAUUUCCGUGAUUCAUCCGAGAGCGCGGCUGCAAGAAGAUAUUUCUCUGAGAGGGAUGCCGUUAAAGUUGCCCAAGGCGUCGCCGGUGCAGUUGUCGAUAAAGGCAGUAUUCGAAAAUUCGUGCCAUAUUUGAUUUCUGGGUUGCAACAUGCGCUACAAGACAUUGGAGUAAAGAGUUUGAUUCAGCUGAAGAAUGAAGUGGGGUCUGGUAAAAUUAGGUUCGAGCUGAGAACCGCCGCUGCCCAAGUUGAGGGUGGCGUGCAUGGAUUAUAUUCGUAA
Acaulospora colombiana is the source of this 1578-nucleotide messenger RNA. The record is from the annotation of a GenBank genome assembly. Lineage: Eukaryota; Fungi; Glomeromycota; Glomeromycetes; Diversisporales; Acaulosporaceae.